AUGGCCACCCCCGCCCUCGCCAGCACCAUCACCCUCCCCAACGGCCACCCCAUCCCGCGCCUCCACCUCGGCGUCUACCAGACCUCGGGCGCCCCCUGCACCAACGCCGUCACCCACGCCCUCACCGCCGGCUACCGCGCCAUCGAUUCCGCAGCAUGGUACUACAACGAGCGCGAGGUCGGCGCGGCCAUCACCACGCACCCCAGCGUCACCCGCGAGGACGUCUUCUUCACGACGAAGCUGCAGAACAACGAGUCGUUUGCUGCGACGAAGCGCGCGGUGGAUGACUCGUUGAGGAAGAGCGGGCUGGGGUGGAUUGAUUUGUAUUUGCUGCAUAGCCCGUAUGGUGGGAGGGCGAAGAGGAGUGAGUGCUGGAGGGCCGUGGUGGAGUGUGUCAAGGAGGGGAAGGUGAGGAGCGCCGGGUUGCAGCAGCUGCUGGAGGACUGUCCGGAGGAUAGGCCCGUGGUGAACCAAGUCGAGGUGCACCCGUUCAACACGCAGACCGCAAUCGUGGAAUUCUGCCAACAGAACAACAUCCAGAUCCAAGCCUACGCGCCGCUCGCGCGGGCGAUGCGGUUCCGCAACCCGACGAUCCAGGCGCUGUCGCGCAAGUACGGGUGCACGCCGGCGCAGCUGAUGGUGAAGUGGAGCCUGCAGAAGGGCUAUGUGGCGCUGCCAAAGAGCGUCAAGAGGGAGCGCAUUGUCGAGAAUGCGGGCGUGGAUGGGUUUGUGAUUGAGCAGGCGGAUGUGGAGAAGAUGGAUGCGCUGGAUGAGGGGCUGGUUACUGAUUGGGAUCCGACGGAUUGUGAUUAG
Morchella sextelata is the source of this 813-nucleotide messenger RNA. RefSeq lists its product as uncharacterized. Gene Ontology annotation, molecular function: oxidoreductase activity. Lineage: Eukaryota; Fungi; Ascomycota; Pezizomycetes; Pezizales; Morchellaceae. The transcript is spliced from 5 exons. The record is from RefSeq and is a predicted model, not a curated record. The coding region runs from base 1 to 813 and encodes 270 amino acids.